Messenger RNA from Aedes aegypti (yellow fever mosquito), 755 nucleotides. RefSeq names its product acidic endochitinase SP2. Gene Ontology annotation, molecular function: chitinase activity. Gene Ontology annotation, biological process: chitin catabolic process; cell wall macromolecule catabolic process. The coding region runs from base 129 to 665 and encodes 178 amino acids. NCBI's taxonomy places the organism in Eukaryota, Metazoa, Arthropoda, Insecta, Diptera, Culicidae. The record is from RefSeq and is a predicted model, not a curated record. The transcript has a single exon.
UUAAUUUUGGGUUGGUAAUUAUUGGCUUAUGUCACCCCCCUGGUUCUAAAAUAUAAAUUCAGCCCCUGGUAGCCAGCAGCAAUCCAGUUCUAAUUACAAACUAAGUGUCGGAAGAGUGAUAUUCAACCAUGCUGACGAGGAAACAAUUGAACGAUGCCUUGGCCGCUUGCGGAUACUCUGAAGUCAGCAGCAGUCUUGGCACCAUUAUCGUCAACCAGAUCAAUGAUAUGACCAACAAUAGCAACGAGAUAGCUAUGUUCCUGGCGCAAGUGAUUCACGAAAGUGGCGGAUUUGUUCAUCGUGAAGAAUGGAACAAGGGAGCAGGUCAAAGCUACGUUCCUUACUAUGGCCGAGGCUUCAUUCAGCUGACCCACGAUUACAACUACAGGGCUGCUUCAUUGGCGAUCUUCGGAGAUGAGCGGCUUGUCGAUGAACCCAAUAUGGUUUUCGAUGAUUUGGAGUUAUCGAUGCGCGUUUCGAUCUGGUUCUGGGAGACGAUUGUCCGGCCCAAGGGAGGACCCCGGAACAACAAUUUUGGACUAACAACUGAUGCGAUUAAUGGAGCCUUGGAGAAACCGGGCAGCGAGCUUGCUCGCAGGAGAUAUCAAUUAUAUACUAAUAUUGCCAGGGUUUUUGGAAUUCAGAAUCUGGCCAAGGAAUACUAACAUUUAUAUCUCUGAAACUGAAAAAACAUGAGGUAAGAUAGCCAAAUCGAUGGUAAGAAAAUAAAGGGUUGCAGUGUAAUGAUUAUAAAA